Messenger RNA from Dermacentor andersoni, 3648 nucleotides. RefSeq names its product BTB/POZ and MATH domain-containing protein rdx (gene rdx). Gene Ontology annotation, molecular function: protein binding. Lineage: Eukaryota; Metazoa; Arthropoda; Arachnida; Ixodida; Ixodidae. The record is from RefSeq and is a predicted model, not a curated record.
CGCAACCUCGUCUUUCUCGCUUCCUGAAGUUGGUCGAAGAACUCGCUCGAACAGCGCGCCGACGGGAACAGACCGAUCAUGCCGUGCCCCCCGGCGCAGCUGUGGCCCCUGGUCGGCCAGCCGACCCGUGGUGGGCGCUGAGCCGCAGCGUCGCCGCCGCCGCCACGGCUGCCCCCUGCAGGCCCCUGCCGGCCGCAGGCACGGACGGAGGAGGAGGCCGACCGUCGUCGGGGCGCCUUGCCGCUGCUGCCGCCGCGGCCGCUGCCGCUGCCGCCGCCGCUGCUGCGCGCGGUGAGGUGCUGCCGGAGUCGUCCAGCAGCAUGGCCAUUCCCCGCCUGCCCACCCCGCCUCCGCAGAGCGAGGUCAACACGCCCGUGGCCGAGAGCUGGUGCUACACCCAGGUGAAAGUGAUCAAGUUUUCCUACAUGUGGACCAUCAACAACUUCAGCUUCUGCCGGGAAGAGAUGGGGGAAGUGCUCAAGAGCUCGACAUUUUCUGCGGGGGCCAAUGACAAGCUCAAAUGGUGCCUACGAGUAAAUCCUAAGGGGCUGGACGAAGAGAGCAAGGACUACCUGUCCCUGUACCUGCUGCUGGUGUCCUGCAACAAGAGUGAGGUCCGUGCCAAGUUCAAGUUUUCCAUCCUCAACGCCAAGCGGGAAGAGACCAAGGCCAUGGAGAGUCAAAGGGCGUACCGCUUUGUUCAAGGCAAGGAUUGGGGCUUCAAGAAGUUUAUUCGAAGAGACUUCUUGCUCGACGAGGCCAACGGACUCCUUCCUGACGACAAGCUUACUCUCUACUGCGAGGUGAGCGUUGUUGCGGACUCUGUGAACAUCUCUGGGCAGAAUAACGCCAUCCAGUUCAAGGUCCCCGAGUGCCGGUUGUCUGAUGACUUUGGGCACCUCUUUGAGAGCCAGAAGUUUAGCGACGUCAUCCUGAGCGUCAACGGCCGGGAAUUCUAUGCGCAUAAGGCCAUCCUUGCUGCCCGCUCUCCGGUAUUUGCGGCCAUGUUUGAGCACGAGAUGGAAGAGAAGAAGCAGAAUCGAGUGGAAAUCACGGACAUGGACCACGAGGUGCUGCGGGAAAUGCUGCGGUUCAUCUACACUGGCCGUGCGCCCAACCUUGACAAGAUGGCCGACGACCUCCUGGCUGCCGCCGACAAGUACGCCCUGGAACGGUUAAAAGUCAUGUGUGAGGAGGCCCUGUGCUCGAACCUGUCUGUCGAAACAGCCGCAGAGGUGCUCAUUCUGGCUGACAUGCACAGCGCGGACCAGCUGAAGGCUCAUGCAAUUGACUUCAUUAACACCAGGCAUGCCACGGAUGUGAUGGAGACUGCGGGCUGGAAGACCAUGAUCCACCGGCAGCCGCACCUGAUUGCCGAGGCCUUCCGGGCACUGGCCACCCAGCAGAUCCCGCCCAUAGGGCCACCCCGCAAGCGCAUCAAGCAGUCCUAGGGGUCGCCACCAGUGCAGUGCUGCUCCUGCGCUAGUGGGUGGACAAGUUCGAGGUGUAGUCAGCCUGCUGUCCUCGUGGAAUGCAGGAUGUGACUUUUUUGGACACCACACUACAUUGGCUAGUCGUCGACAAGACAUCACAGCAAUGCCUUCCCCCCAGUUUACCUUCAGCGACGUGGGCGGAGUUCCUCUGCUUCCAGCGUUGAAAACCUCUUGACAGUCAAUUUCCCAGGAUCUCGCUGUGGGAACCAUGGUCUGCAGUAUUGCGCUAGAGUGGCGUCGGAGCCAGAGCUUAGGGCACUGUGCUCUGCAGUGCACUCGCACUGUCUCGUACGACAUCUGCAGCAAAACUGUUUGUGCAUGUUUCCAUUCCUUUGGCUACCCACCACGGAUGCAACAGACAGAGUGCAUUGGCACGCGACCAUUCUUUUGGACUAACUCUGCAGCUGCAGGCUCUGGCCCACAACAUUGAGGAAGAGGCUGAAGAAGGAAGCCCCACUUCGGAAAAGCAGAAGAACUUUCACCCACAAGUGCUGGAGUACAAACGUCCCCCCCCUCUCUCUCAGAUGAAGCCAUGCGCACAACAUUGGAUAGCGUUGCCACUCUGCAAGGUAUCAUCCCGCCUCGGGUGUUUGGAGCUGGUGACCGGGAUGUUAGGUGUUGCAGCUGACUUUUAGCCCCUCGGGAAAGUGUCAACCUCACCAACAUCGUCUGUGUUGACGUGCCAGUGAGCAUUUGUGCGUGUGUGUGUGCACGUGAAUUUUUGUUGAAAGAACUGAGGUCUGCAACUGGCGAAUGAAUGUUGGAAGACUGUUCAUGUGACGUGAGAAUGUGGGCAUAUCCCGUCUCACAGAAGAAGCUCCCUACAUUCGCGUGUAAAGAAACUUGAAAAACACCAAAACUAGGAAAAAAAAAGACACUUGUGAAGAAGGACCUUUGUUUAUUUCUCAUGCAUGAGAUACGACUCCUGUACUUUCCUUUGUUUUUACUUUGUGUGUGGUGUGUGUGUGUGUGUGUGCACGUUUUACAUUCGUGUGUUCCUCCUACAAUUGUCACAAAGCAAGUGUUGUUGUGAGGAAAAGUAAUUUAUGCAAACACAUGAGUUGGUGGUGGGUGGCCUCUCUGAGCUUAUGUGGAAAGAAGUCCUCGAGCAUUCUUGCAGUUUUUUUUUUCUCUGUUGGUUCCUAGAAGAGGACAUGACAAGGGUGCAGAUGCCUAUGAGGAUACAUUUCGUCUAAAUGCAUGCAUUAGAUGAGCCAUUCCAUUCUUGUAUCCAGGUGCCACACUCAUUAUGCAAAGCCAUCAGGGGAUCCUGAGGUUCACAAGAAAAUGUCAUGCGGUAGAAGAUAAAGUGGCAGUUUAGAGUGUACACGGUUGGGUUUAUGUGUAGUAAAGAUGUUAGCUUAUCUAUUUAGUUGCCUAAUCAGCGAACAGCCGCAUCUAUCACGUGCAGUUCUGCUUAAAAUUGCCACCCCCUCUUGACAAAAUUUUGACCCUGGGACCUUGGCAAAUAACGUCGGAGCUUGCUGAAAAAUGAUUGUGUUGAUAAAGUGCUUUGCUAGCAGUGCUGAAAAGAUGAGUUGAAACCUCUGUAUGGGAGCAGUUGUCGCACGUUACACAGCAAGAAAAAUUCAGUCACUAGGGAGGUCCGGCCCAUUUGUCAUGACAGCGAGCAUCUUUAUUGUGAAGCUUUAGGUUGCAAAGCCUUCCUGGUUCCACCCACCACCUCAUGAUAGUCAAUCCUGUACAUAGCAAACAAACUUUUUGUUUAUUCAUGAACUUGCCAAUCACCGAUGAACGGACAAAACGGGGUUUGUUCAUUUAUCCUACACAAUGGCUGCCACACAAGCGUGAAAUGGUCGUGUUCUGCUGUGAAGACAAAGUUACGGAAACCUACACCAAAGCUUAGCAACCCUCUUCUCAACCUGUGUGCAUAGGAAGUCUUUUUUUGCGAAUGCACACAGACAAGCAUUUAAGGAAAUGUGCAGCAUAGCAUCAGAGCGUGUAUGUAUGUGUGUGUGUGUGCGUGCAAAUGUUUUUUUUUUAUUUUUUAGGAUUUUCAUUUUGGUUUCAGUGAUUCGAGAUGUUGUAGUACUCAUCAUAAGUUAAGAUGAAUGUUUUGCACGAUUAGAACAGUGUUGCAGCACUUUUUUUUUUUAAUCAAUCACCCUGUUAAUAAAAGAAAUGCAAACCCUCA